Molecule: messenger RNA, 6037 nt
Organism: Astyanax mexicanus (Mexican tetra)
Lineage: Eukaryota; Metazoa; Chordata; Actinopteri; Characiformes; Acestrorhamphidae
Gene: ube2ql1
Product: ubiquitin-conjugating enzyme E2Q family-like 1
Exons: 3
Coding region: 600-1448 (282 amino acids)
Source: RefSeq, a predicted model, not a curated record
GUCCCAGCAGCAGCACUCAGUUGAUUAUUCAUUCUGUGCAGGUACGGAGGAAACUGAGCCAGCAGCCAAACCAGCAGCGAGCUGCCCUUUUUAUUCUAACGCUGCUGCAGUGUGCUCCGUGUGCGGGCGCGUGCGUGCUCUCCGGGUACAGGAUUAUCGGAUUGUUUCGCUCGGUGGCGACGGUAGACCCGGAGCGCUGCUGCAGCGGCUGCUGCCGCCUUCGAGCAGAGGGGUUUAGCUAGCUCGGCCAGAGCAGAGCAGAGGACUGGGGGUCAGGAGGAGGGAGAGCUCCGCAGCCCCAGACCUCCAUUAGUCCGUCCACCCAUCCGUUCUGAAGGAGCACCAUCGAUAUAUCAACAAGGCUCGUGAGGAACGAUGCUUCGUUGAUCCAGCUCCAAAAAAAGCAGGGGGGGCUGCUCGCACACAUCCGAGCUAGUCUCACCUCCCCCUCCCUCUCCCGUCCUGCAGCGCCUUGCCCCCCAUCCCGCGCUUCCACAGCCCCCCUACCCCUCCUCUCCUGUCCUCUCCUCUCCUAACCCCCCGCUCCCUUCCCAUCCUACCCCCACCACCCCCCUCCUCACCCCCGUCCAGCACAACUCAUGGCGACGCUCUUGCGUAAGAUCGGCCUGAUCCGGCUGCACGACCGAGACACGGAGGACCCCAAGCACCAGCAGGGCUCGCGCAAGGCGGCCAAGCCGGCCAGCCAGAGCCAGAAAGGGGGCACCAAGCACUGCGGCGCGGGGGGAGACACCAGCAUCCUGGGGACGCCUGAAAUCAAGGCCAAGAGGGCCUCGGACGUCCGGGAGAAGAAGGCACCGGGCAAGGAGAGCAAGGACAAGCAGCAGCAACAGCAGCAGCUGGAGAAACAACAACAACAGCAGCAGCAGCAACAACAGCAGCAGCAGCAGCAGCCCCCCGCGCCGAACCGGCAGCACUGCACGCAGGUCCGCACGCGCCGGCUCAUGAAGGAGCUGCAGGAGAUCCGGCGCCUGGGAGACAACUUCAUCUCGGUGGAGCUGGCCGACGACAACCUGUACGACUGGAACGUCAAGCUGCACCAGGUGGACAAGGACUCGGCGCUUUGGCAGGACAUGAAGGAGACCAACACCGAGUUCAUCCUGCUCAACGUCACCUUCCCGGACAAUUUCCCCUUCGCGCCGCCCUUCAUGCGCGUGCUGGCGCCGCGCCUGGAGAACGGCUACGUGCUGGACGGGGGAGCCAUCUGCAUGGAGCUGCUCACGCCCCGGGGAUGGAGCAGCGCCUACACCGUGGAGGCCGUGAUGAGGCAGUUCGCCGCCAGCCUCGUCAAAGGCCAGGGUCGGAUCUGCAGGAAAGCAGGGAAGUCUAAGAAAGCCUUCAGUCGUAAGGAAGCUGAAGCCACCUUCAAGAGCCUUGUGAAGACCCACGAGAAGUACGGCUGGGUUUCUCCUCCGGUAUCUGACGGUUGAUGAGUUGAACCAGUGGUGUGGCAGCCCCUCCCCUCUUCACGUGGGUUUUUUCAUUCGUUCAUUUUGGUUUUGUUUUUUCCUCACCACCAAACUUUUAUUGAGAAAAAAAGAAAAAAGAAAAUGAAGCGCAACAAAAAAAAGCUAUCGUGUCACACCCUACAAAUGUUGCUGACUCUUCAGAAGCUCACGUCCACAACGCCUGCCCACUCAUCGCUCAUUCCUCACCCAGGUGCCAUGGACCAUACACAGUCGCUGUGACGCUUGCGUUUAUUAACGGUGUGGAUACGACUGCGCUAAAAGACGGACGGUCUGUUGUGCUGAAGGACUGUGGAAACGAUUGAGGCCCUGAGGAAUGUAAUGCCCUCGUAUUGGGACAAGACAUGCCCCGACCCUCACGUCUACUUCUACACUAUACUAUACCUCUUUAUCGUCCUAUACCUCUCUCUGAUCAUCAGUGUGAUCGUGGUUCGUCCUUCUCCUUUCUUCUCCUCCUCUACUUCUUUUUCCCUUCAGGUUUUAUUCCCCUCCUUUUUUUCUUUUUAGAGCUGACAACGCAUUGCACUGAACAGCAUCAGCCUUUCCUUCAUUUACAUGCAAAUGACUCUGUUAAUAUUUAAUAGAUAGGCAGAUUAGUACAGUACAGUACGUUUUGAGGUUCACCUUUUCCCCCCUUUUCUUCUUUGGCUGUGCUAUUUUUCACAGUUCAAUGCAACAUGAAGAUUGUAAUUUAUGUGGAGCUGUGCUCUUCUCUCUCUCUCUCUCUCUCUCUCUCUUUCUCUCUCUUUCUCUCUCUCUGCGCGUGGCUAAAUUUAGUCAUCAUCAUCACUGUGUUGCUUAGAUGGUGAUUGAUUUCUAAUGGAGAAAAAAAAACUCGUUGCUUAUGCAGAGGUACAGUAAAGAUUAAAAAAAGAGUGGUAGUGAACCAUUCUUGCUAGUCAUUUAUCAUUUUUUCUUUUUUGGAGAAGACCAAAAGCCUAUAAUUCUGAUGAUCUUGAUACCAGAUGGCAGCACCGAAUGUCAAAGUCCCUGCGUGUGUUUGUGUGUAUGUGUGUGUGUGUGUGUGUGUGUGUGUGGGGGGCAUACCGAGUGCAGGGUAGGGGUUGCAUGUGCUAAGUGUAGGCAUGACGUGCCCUACAUCAUUACCAUAUUAUGUGCUGGAACACUGGUUAUGAAACUGGUCUUUUUGAUACAGCAAGCGUCAGUGUGUAACAGUGUGACGUAACGUGGCUGCAGCACAGACAACUGGCCUGCAUCCGCACCACCAGAAGGACAGUGCUGGGUUUUGGCACGAUUACAGCUUAUUUCCCCAAAAGCCAAACAAAAGAUGUUUUCCUGAUAGGAGAGAUUGAACGGGUUGACCUGCUCGGCUUGUUUAUCCUUGCGGCGUGGCCAGGCUUUGAUUUGGUUCCCAGUUCUUCUUCCACUGGCUGUUGUUUCCAGUUCCUUGUCGUGCUAAAAUGCUAACUCAGUGCAGAGGCAGCAAAAUGGCUGUUGUUUGGGGCAGAGGGGGAUUUUGUAAGUGAGAAAGAAAAGUGGACAAGGUCAGAAUCUCAGUUACUACUAUCUGUACAGCAUAACCUCCAUGAAUGAAAGGCUUCUAAUUAUUUAGCUAAUAUUAAAACCUAUUAUUUUAUAGCUUAUGUUGGGUAAACACUUUGGUAAAUACUGUGAACGUGUGCUUCAGCUAUAUUCAGGUAUUUAAACGAGUUAAAAAUAGUUAACAGCCAGUAAAGAUAAAAAUGAUUACUAAGGAAACUGCUAGCUCCUCAAACUAGCUAAUGCUAAGUGCUAAUGGAUGCUAAUACGGUAACAAUUUCCCUCCGUGGAUACUGUGCCAAAACAUGCAGGUUUUUCAGAGCUGUAUAGCUUAUGUUUGCUGUGUCUAAAUGUGGCUAACAUCAGCUAGGCUAGCUAAUAUCUACAGUAGCUAACACUAGCUAGAUUAGUAAACAAGCCAGCUACCACAAUUAGCAAAAACUGUUUUUAGCCUGUUUGUUAGCUACAUUAAAGGUAUGUUUUUGGCACUUUUGUGUUUUGUAGUAGCAGCAUGUUUACAUGUUUACUACUGCAUCCACUUUUAAACUAAUUUAGGGAAAACCCUGAUAUUUACAGUUCAGUGUAUUGAUGAUAAUAAUUAGCCUGUAUAUAUUCUAUUGUAUACUAUAAUAGAACAAAAAAGCCUGUGCAUUGCCUGUAAUGUGAGUAUUCAAAUACUGGCACCUUAAACAAUUAAUUAAAUAAUAAGAUAAUUAAUAAUCUAUUUGUUUAGUAGUACCAACUGUGAGGAACUGAAGUGUGGGCCCUCAUACAGAUGCUUAAACUUAAAAGAAGCUAAAGUGCUACAUCCUUGACUGCUUUGUAACUCUUUAUUAGCUUACUCUUUAAGUUUAUAACAGGGCCUCAGGCUGACUCUUACUAGCAAGUACAGUGUGUGCCUGCUAAUGCUGCUGCUAUACUGCUGCUGCUGAUAAGAGGUGAAUUAAGAUGGCCUGAAAGGAGCAGUUCCGAGUGUGUUUAUUGUCCAGCAGCCGUGUGGAAUGCUAGAAGCUCAUUCGGUGACCCGUCUGAUGCUGGGAGACGCACUUCAGUGUUAUCGGCUGCCUCCCUAAAUGUCAGGACGGAUCCGAAAUGGCACGAGCCGCAGCGUCUCUGCAGAGAACGCCCGAGCCUUGAGCCCGUUCUACAGCUACUCCGGUAUAAAUAUGCUAUUAGAUUGUCGCCUGGAGAAGAUGCGUGCUGUUAUGCUGUAGUUUGGCGCAUAUCUCCCUGUGCUAGCCUGUGCUUACCACCACCUCUUCCCUCUCUUCACGCAGUCCCCCGGUGCGCUGUUCCCCUCGUUUUACGUGACUGCACAGUUGGUAGCAGAAAGCCUGAUUAUAUCCUCUGGUGCUUCAGGCAACUUUAAAUGUCAUAAGGGAAGCUGCUAAUUAACAUGGCAUUUCAGCAACAACAAAAAAAGAGAGGGAAAAAGUAGGAAAUAAUUGAAUAAAUAGAAAACACAGGUGUGUCCCCGAUGCUGUUUUGGUCACUGUUAUGGACACUAUGUGACCAUCAAAAGUCUGUAGAUAUAUGCUGGGGAAAUGUUUACUUGAGUUAGCAUUUCAAGCAUUACACUAAUGAGCACCAAGUCUAUGUGGGUGCGUGAACAGUGCUAUUUUAAUUCCACAGCUCUGCUCUUUCAUGUCAUUACAAGCUCCUUAACACAACCCCCUCCCCUCCCCUUAUUAGCAAGGCAUGUAUUUUCAUGUUUUUGCUUGAAGAAGAGUCCUGAAAAAAAAAAAAAGAUCUGUCCCGAAACCAGAGCAGCAUCAUUAGGUCAGCUGUGCUUGGGUUAAAAAAAAUGAAUAAUAAAAAAUAGAGAAAAAAUGAAUAAGAGCUAGUGGGCAGAUACUGAAGCAAACUCCCGAAGGCUUCUAUUAUUAAUGUUUUUGCAGUUAGUGGGUUUUCAGUUCUUAUUUUAAGUCCAGAACAUUGCAUUCUCUAUUUUUUCUGUUUUUGUUACUGUGGUGAUUGGCAGUAUUCUACAUAGAAAGCAAGAAAAAAUAGCUCAGGUUGAACAAUAUUCUCAGAAUUUUUUAUUUUUAAAUUUUAAUUUCAGUUGUUGUUCCAUCCACUACAGAAGCUAUGAAAAUAGAAAAUGCUAAGUAACCUCAUGGUGGUUUGUCCCAGCUCUUAGAAACAAAUGUCAGAUGACCACCGAUUUGAUGGUGUCGGACCCACAGCAGCAGCAACUGAAACCACAUUAUCAUGCCUGUAGUGUUGUGUGUGAGUGAGUGGCCCUCGUAUCCCGUACCUCUCCGUCUGGUAGAAAACAGAUCUCAUCACUAAUGGCAUGCUCUUGGUCUUCUCCACAGUCACUGUUUGGACAGUCAUUUGAAAAGUGGUCGUGUGUGUAUUCGUAUGGACGUAGUAAGAGGAGAUACUAUAACAUCGACUAAUUAUAACCGGUCCAAGUUAUCUCAAAAUUGGAUGUUUGCUGGCUUAAAGAGCAUAAUUUUGUGAUAGUUUAGAUUGGUAGAUUUCAGACACUAACUGAGUUACUUGUCCAAACAAAAGUGAGAUGAUUCUAUUGUAUUAUAUCUGCAUGUGGUCUGUAAUUGUUGGGUAGCUUUCGAUUUUUAUUUUUCAAAGAAAAGCAGGAAAACUAUCUGGGGGUUAAAAAAAAAAAAAAAAGAACAGAAAAAAAAUCUUCUUUGUGUUUUUUUUUUUUUUUUCUGUUCCUGUCCAUUUUUCUUUCAUUAAUGUCUUAAAUGUCAGAUUGUGUUAUAUGAAUGUUUGUGUUUUAAUUUAUUUGUGGUUUGCCAAAAUGAAGAUUUUGAAGCAUGUUGCAGGUAUUGUCACUGAUUAAAGAGAAAAAAAAAGGAAAAAGAAAAAAAAAUGAGGAAAAAAAAAAAAACUUAAAGCAGAAUGAUAUGUACCUGGAUUGACAGGGGUCUGGUGUAUAGGGACCACAGACUCCGAAGCUGUAAGGGAUAAAUGACGAGACAAAGCGUAUUUUCCAGACUACACAAAGCAACAUCACUGGACACAGUCAGAGCAAAACCAAACAGGAAUGUGCAAUAAAAGUUGUAGGCUUAUUCAACCCUGCA